AAAUCGAACGUCCACCACCACAUCAGCACUUUGUGAAAAAAGAAACCAUCGAGAAACACCCUGGAAAGAACGAGAAGCCACCAAACCAUCUCACCUGGUGCUGCAAGGAAGAAGGUUGUUUGGAGCCAAAAUCCGUCUAUGUUUGUGUCCUUUGUCUCUUUUAAUAUACUGCCCUAACUUGCUUGCUGUGAAGGGAGUAUGCAUCUGGAGAUCAAAGUUGCUCUGAACUUCAUCAUCUCCUACCUGUACAACAAGCUUCCACGGAGGCGGGCCGACCUGUUUGGUGAAGAGCUAGAGCGACUGCUGAAGAAGAAAUAUGAAGGCCAUUGGUACCCAGAGAAGCCUCUGAAGGGUUCAGGCUAUCGCUGUGUUCACAUUGGGGAGACGGUGGACCCUGUCGUGGAACUGGCUGCCAAGCGGAGUGGACUGGCUGUAGAGGACGUGCGGGCCAAUGUCCCCGAAGAAUUGAGUGUCUGGAUCGACCCAUUUGAGGUCUCCUACCAAAUUGGGGAGAAAGGGUCAGUCAAGGUCUUGUAUCUGGAUGACAGUGAGGGCUGCAGUGCAGCCGAGUUGGACAAGGAGAUCAAGAGCAGCUUCAACCCUGAUGCCCAGGUGUUUGUCCCCAUUGGAAGCCAGGACAACUCCUUGUCCAAUUCUCCAUCCCCAUCUUUUGGCCAGUCUCCUAGCCCUACUUUCAUCCCUCGCUCUGCCCAGCCCAUCACCUUCACCACUGCCACUUUUGCUGCCACAAAGUUUGGUUCAACUAAGAUGAAGAAAGGCGGAGGAGCUGGAGCCGGCACAAAUGGUGCAGGGGUCCCUCAGCCGCAGCAACAGCAGCAGCAGCGUUUGGCCCGGUCACCCACCAAUGGCCUGCUGAAGCACAAAGGCCUCUCCCUGUCUAUGCAUUCUCUGAACUUCAUUGGGGGCAGUCCAGCUCCUCAAUCUCAGCUCUCCCCCAAUGCCAAGGAGUUUGUUUACAACGGUGGAUCGCCAGGAGCCGGCAGCCUCUUCUUUGAUGGUGUAGCUGCCGAGAACCAGGGCGGUGGCAUCCCACCUGCAUCCCAGUUCAGUGGCAGUGGUGGUGGCAGCAGCUUUGAUAUGGCUCAGGUUUUUGGUGGCAGCACCAACAGCCUCUUUUUGGAGAAGACACCCUUCGUGGAAGGACUCAGCUACAAUCUGAAUGCCAUGCAGUAUCCCAGCCAGUCGUUCCAACCAGUGGUUUUGGCCAACUGACCACCAUGAGAGUAUUCUGGGAAAAAUAACUUCCAAAAAAAAAAAAAAAGAGAAAAAUAAUUAGAAAUAUUUGAAAUCUUAUAAAUAUAGCUUCUUGGAAAGAGACAAACCCUGAUUUGUUGCGUCAUGCCAGGGAGCGCUGCUGAAGCACUGAUGGUUUUUUAAAAACUUGUUUGCUGUGCUCUUUCCUACCCAUUCUCUUAAACUUAAUGAGAGAAUCUAUCCUUCUCAGCCCAGCAGUGGUGUAAACCAGCAUCACUUUAUUUCCCGUGCUGCUCCUUGGAACUGGUUCUCAAAUGUGCUUACUGUAAGAAUGGUCUUGUUCAGGGCACUGUCAUGUUUCUUGAGUCCAGAUGUGUUGAUCCCCCCCCCUUUUAAAUGUGGAUUUAGUUUGCUUUUGGAUCUGUGAAUUCUCAAGUACUACUUAGAGGAAGAUUUGGGAUGUGCAUUCAUUUCUCAUAGCCCUCGUUUGUAUUCCUAUUGCAAGA
This is a messenger RNA of Euleptes europaea (tarantolino), 1721 nucleotides long. RefSeq names its product transducer of ERBB2, 2 (gene TOB2). Gene Ontology annotation, molecular function: transcription corepressor activity. The record is from RefSeq and is a predicted model, not a curated record. Gene Ontology annotation, biological process: regulation of gene expression. The transcript has 2 exons. Lineage: Eukaryota; Metazoa; Chordata; Lepidosauria; Squamata; Sphaerodactylidae. The coding region runs from base 199 to 1233 and encodes 344 amino acids. Gene Ontology annotation, cellular component: nucleus; cytoplasm.